GAGAUGAAGACCAAGGGGACUCCGAGGUCAGCAGCAGCAGCAGUAGCAGCACCAGCAGCAGAAAGCGCAGCAGCAACGGCAGCAGCAAGAGCAGCAGCAGCAGGAGCAGCAGCAGCAAGAGCAUCAGCAAAGAAGAUGUUGUUGCAGCAACGCGGAAGGAGAUAAAGCAGCAGCUGGAGUCAGGGGCGGUUAAGCCCGACGUGCUGCUGCAGGAGCUGCAGCAGCUGCAGCAGCAGCAGCAGCAACAGCAGCAGCAGCCGCAGACGCUGGAGCAGCUACUUGACUGGCUGGCUGCAGCAAGACACGGGCAGCUGCCAGCAGCAAAUAGCGGCAGCAACAAGCAGCAGCAAGAAACCCCUACGGCUUCGGAAGCAAAAGCCGGAGACAGCGGCGGGCUGCAGCUGCUGCCAGCAGGAGAUGCUGCUGCUGCUGCUGCUGCUCCGGAUUUGCUGCAGCAGCUUUUUGGAGAGCAGCAGGAGGUGUCUAGACACCCCAGCAGCAAACGCCGCAUUGACUUCCUGCAGCCAGAGCAAGCUGAGCUCAAGCAGCAGCAGCAGCAGCAGCAAAACAGCAGCAGCAGCAGCAGCAGCGACAGGAAGCAGGAGCAGGAGACUAAUCCUCAUUUGUUGAACUUAAUCAAAAAAGCUGCAGCAAAAAGUGACGGGCUUGUUGACACCCUCAGAAAGGCAUUUGCUGAUAAGGAGCUGCGUGCUCUUGCUGCUCUUGCUGCUUCUAAGGGACUUGCUGCAGCACAGGCAAAAGCAGCAACAGCAGCAGGCCGCUAUCUCCUAGCGCGCCUUCAUGACGAGGGCCUCCUUUCUAGCUAG
This is a messenger RNA of Eimeria tenella, 827 nucleotides long. RefSeq lists its product as uncharacterized. The annotation marks the transcript as partial. The transcript has 3 exons. Lineage: Eukaryota; Apicomplexa; Conoidasida; Eucoccidiorida; Eimeriidae. The record is from RefSeq and is a predicted model, not a curated record.